AGCACUAAAGUGAAAACUGCACUGUGUGCGCGCGGGGAUGACAGUCGCCAUUUUAUUUUGAAAAAUCAAACCGAACUGGAAGGAGAGCAACCCAAAAGGAAUGAAUAUCACAAAUACAUUUUGGGAACCAUGAUUCUGAACUUGAUGUCGCACUGAGGGACUUUACCUUGUAUCAAGAUCCACUGAUAGAAGUAGCUUGCUGUAAAACAUUUUCACACCUGGGGGGGGGGGCGGGGGGGGUGGGGGCAGAAGUAUCCUAUCACUGAAGUGACUUAAGGGGAAUAAUGGUGAUUUUGCGCCGGGCACGGCCGCCUGCUUCCGCCCCAACCAGCAAUGAAUCUUGACUCGCUCUCGCUGGCUUUGUCUCAAAUCAACUACUUGGUGGACAAUUUAACUAAGAAAAACUACAGAGCCAGCCAGCAGGAUAUACAACAUAUUGUGAAUCGUCACGGCCCUGAGGCAGACAGGCAUUUGUUACGCUGUCUUUUCUCCCAUGUGGAUUUCAGUGGCGAUGGAAAAAGCAGUGGCAAAGAUUUCCAUCAGACACAGUUUCUGAUCCAGGAGUGUGUUUCACUGAUUUCAAAGCCAAAUUUUAUUUCAACACUCUGCUACACAAUCGACAAUCCUUUGCACUACCAGAAGAGUUUGAAGCCUUCCACCCACUUGUUUACUCAGUUGAGUAAAGUUCUCAAGUUAAGCAAGGUUCAAGAAGUUAUAUUUGGCCUUGCUUUGCUGAAUUCGUGCAACGCAGACCUUCGUGGUUUUGCCGCGCAGUUCGUCAAACAAAGGCUCCCGGACCUCCUCCGCUCGUACGUGGACGCGGACCUUGGAGGAAACCAGGAAGGUGGCUUCCAAGAUAUUGCCAUAGAGGUCCUGCACCUGCUCCUCUCUCAUCUUCUUUUUGGACAGAAGGGAGCCAGCGGGGUCGGACAAGAGCAGAUUGACGCGUUCCUCAAGACACUGUGCAGAGAUUUCCCGCAGGAGCGCUGCCCUGUGGUGCUCGCACCACUGCUAUACCCUGAAAAACGGGACAUUCUGAUGGACAGGAUUCUGCCAGACUCGGGAGAGUUAGCCAAGACCAUGAUGGAGAGUUCUCUCGCAGAGUUCAUGCAGGAAGUUGGCUAUGGCUUUUGUGCAAGCCUCGAUGAAUGCCGCAACAUAAUCCUACAGUAUGGGGUACGAGAGGUUACUGCCAGCCAGGUGGCCAGGGUCCUGGGGAUGAUGGCUCGCACCCACUCUGGCUUGUCUGAUGGAAUCCCCCUACAGUCCAUCUCGGCUCCGGGCAGUGGCAUUUGGAGCGAUGGAAAGGACAAAAGUGAUGGCUCUCAGGCGCACACCUGGAAUGUAGAAGUUCUAAUUGAUGUGGUCAAAGAAGUUAACCCCAAUCUGAACUUUAAAGAGGUGACCUAUGAGCUUGACCAUCCUGGCUUCAUAAUCCGGGACAGCAAGGGACUGCAGAUGGUGGUGUAUGGGAUCCAGAGGGGCCUGGGCAUGGAGGUGUUCCCUGUCGACCUAAUCUACCGGCCCUGGAAGCAUGCUGAAGGACAGCUGUCAUUCAUCCAGCACUCCCUCAUGAGCCCAGAUGUGUUCUGCUUUGCUGACUACCCCUGCCACACCGUAGCAAUUGACAUACUGAAGGCCCCACCUGAGGACGAUAAUCGAGAGAUAGCCACCUGGAAAAGCCUGGACCUGGUGGAAAGCCUCCUGCGCCUCUCUGAGGUGGGCCAGUACGAGCAGGUAAAGCAGCUCUUCAGCUUCCCCAUCAAGCACUGUCCCGACAUGCUGGUGCUGGCGCUGCUGCAGAUAAGCACCUCCUGGCACACCCUGCGCCAUGAGCUCAUCUCCACCCUCAUGCCAAUCUUCCUGGGCAACCACCCCAACUCUGCUAUCAUCUUACACUACGCCUGGCAUGGACAGGGCCAGUCCCCCUCUAUCCGUCAGCUGAUCAUGCACUCUAUGGCUGAGUGGUACAUGAGAGGGGAGCAGUACGACCAGGCCAAGCUGUCCCGCAUCCUGGAUGUGGCCCAGGACUUGAAGUCUCUAUCUAUGCUGCUUAAUGGUACUCCAUUUGCCUUCGUUAUUGACCUUGCUGCACUUGCCUCUCGCCGUGAAUACCUCAAACUUGACAAAUGGCUGACUGACAAAAUCCGAGAGCAUGGGGUGAGUGGUGAGCCCUUCAUCCAGGCGUGUGUUACGUUCCUGAAGAGACGUUGUCCCUCUAUCAUUGGUGGUCUGGCCCUAGAAAAAGACCAGCCCAAAAGCGCCCUCCUUCCCCCGGAAACGAUGGCUACCAUGCUGGGUUGUCUGCAGUCCUGUGCAGGGAGCGUCACUCAAGAGCUCUCUGAGACUAUCUUGACCAUGGCUGCCAACUGUAGCAACGUCAUGAACAAAGCCCGCCAGCCGCCACCAGGGGUCAUGCCAAAGGGCCGUGCUCCCAGCACCAGCAGCCUAGAUGCAAUUUCCCCUGUGCAAGUGUCGGUGUCUCCUCUCCAGAUGGAUCCUCUGACAGCCAUGGGCUCCCUCAACCUGGGCAGCUCUGCCACCUCUCACACACAGAAUAUGCAGGGCUUUCCCACCCCGCUGGGCUCUGCUUUCAGCAACCCCCAGUCCCCAGCUAAGGCCUUCCCUCCACUGUCCAACCCCAGCACACCAUUUGGGGGGAUUGGAAGUCUCUCUUCACAGCUAGGUAACCCAGGUCCGCUGGGAUCAGGCAUUGGCUCUGGUAUUGGUUCUGGUCUUGGAAUGCCAGCAGUGAGCAGUGAUCCAUUUGGGACGAGGAAGAUGAGCACACCAGGCCUGAAUCCGCCCACCUUUCAGCAGAGUAAGAUGGCCUCUGACCUAUCUCAGGUGUGGCCAGAGGCUAACCAGCACUUUAGUAAGGAGAUUGAUGAUGAGGCUAACAGCUACUUCCAGCGCAUCUACAACCACCCCCCACACCCCACCAUGUCUGUGGAUGAGGUGCUGGAGAUGCUGCAGAGGUUCAAGGACUCCACCAUCAAGCGAGAGCGUGAGGUCUUUAACUGUAUGUUGAGGAACUUGUUUGAGGAGUACCGCUUCUUCCCCCAGUACCCUGACAAGGAGCUACACAUCACCGCCUGCCUGUUCGGGGGGAUCAUUGAGAAAGGCCUUGUCACCUACAUGGCCCUCGGACUGGCCCUUCGAUAUGUACUCGAAGCCUUGAGGAAGCCAUUUGGGUCCAAAAUGUAUUACUUUGGAAUCGCUGCUCUAGAUAGAUUCAAAAAUAGACUGAAGGACUAUCCCCAAUAUUGUCAGCACUUGGCCUCAAUCGGCCACUUUCUGCAAUUCCCCCAUCAUUUACAAGAGUGCGUGCAGUAUAUCGAGUAUGGCCAACAGUCACGGGACCCUCCGGUGAAGAUGCAGGGAUCCAUCACCACCCCAGGAAGCCUGGCGUUGGCUCAAGCUCAGGCCUUGUCUCAGCCUCCCAAAGCCCCCCAGCCUGGACAGCCCAGCACCCUGGUCACCACAGCUACCACCACCACCACUGUCGCCAAAACCACUACCAUCACCCGGCCUACCCCUGGCAACUUCAAGAAGGAUGUGCCGCCCUCCAUCAAUACCACAAACAUCGACACACUUCUAGUAGCAACAGACCAAACCGAGAGGAUUGUGGAACCCCCAGAAAAUGUUCAAGAGAAAAUUGCUUUCAUCUUCAAUAACCUGUCACAAUCCAACAUGACACAGAAGGUUGAGGAGUUAAAGGAGACUGUCAAAGAAGAGUUCAUGCCCUGGGUCUCUCAGUAUCUGGUCAUGAAGAGGGUCAGCAUUGAGCCCAACUUCCACAGCCUGUACUCUAACUUCUUGGACACCCUGAAGAACCCAGAGUUUGUCAAAAUGGCCCUGAAUGAAACUUACAGAAACAUCAAGGUUCUCCUUACCUCUGAUAAGGCAGCUGCAAACUUCUCUGAUCGAUCCCUACUGAAGAAUUUGGGUCACUGGCUUGGUAUGAUCACUCUGGCUAAAAACAAGCCCAUCCUAUACACAGAUUUGGAGGUGAAAUCCCUGUUGUUGGAAGCGUAUGUCAAGGGGCAGCAGGAGCUACUCUAUGUGGUCCCGUUUGUGGCCAAAGUCCUGGAAUCCAGUUUACGUAGCGUGAUUUUCCGACCCCAGAAUCCCUGGACGAUGGCCAUCAUGAAUGUGCUGGCAGAGCUGCAUACGGAGCAUGAUCUCAAGCUGAAUUUGAAGUUUGAGAUUGAGGUGCUGUGUAAGAACUUAUCAUUGGACAUCAAUGACCUGAAGCCUGGCACCCUUCUGAAGGACAAAGACAAGUUGAAGAGACUGGAGGAACAGCUCUCUGCACCAAAGAAAGAGGCCAAGCCCCCUGAAGAAAUGCUCCCUGUUGUUAGCACAGGUAUCCAGCACUUUCAAAUUGGGAUGCCCCUUGUCGGAGACUUUCUUCCAUUUGCAGCUGCGCCAUCCACUCCUGCCGCAACCACCACUUGCUCAGCUACUGGUCCCCCUACCCCACAGUUUAGCUAUCAUGACAUCAAUGUGUACGCCCUUGCAGGGCUAGCCCCUCACAUCAAUAUCAACAUCAACAUCCCCUUGCUCCAAGCCCACCCUCAGCUGAAGCAGUGUGUGAGACAGUCCAUUGAGCGGGCCGUGCAGGAGCUCGUCCACCCUGUGGUGGACCGUUCCAUCAAGAUCGCCAUGACUACCUGCGAGCAGAUUGUCAGGAAGGACUUUGCCCUGGACUCCGAGGAGUCGCGCAUGCGUGUGGCUGCCCAUCACAUGAUGCGUAACCUGACCGCCGGCAUGGCCAUGAUCACCUGCCGGGAGCCCCUGCUCAUGAGUAUCGCUACCAACCUGAAGAACAGCUUUGCCGCAGCCCUCAGGGCUCCCACCCCCCAGCAGAGAGAGAUGAUGGAGGAGGCUGCUGCUAGGGUUGCCCAGGACAACUGUGAGCUGGCCUGCUGCUUCAUCCAGAAGACUGCAGUAGAGAAGGCUGGCCCAGAGAUGGACAAGAGACUAGCCACGGAGUUUGAGCUGAGGAAGCACGCCCGUCAGGAGGGUCGUCGCUACUGCGACCCUGUGGUGCUGACCUACCAGGCAGAGCGCAUGCCAGAGCAGAUCAGACUCAAGGUUGGAGGAGUAGACCCCAAACAGCUGGCGGUGUACGAGGAGUUUGCCAGGAAUGUUCCAGGCUUCCUACCCAGCAACGACCUGUCUCAGCCCACUGGAUUCCUUUCCCAGCCCAUGAAGCAACAGGCAUGGGCCACAGACGAUGUGGCUCAGAUUUAUGACAAGUGCAUGGCUGACCUGGAGCAGCACCUCCAUGCCAUCCCCCCAGCGCUGGCCAUGAACCCCCAGACUCAAGCCCUGCGCAGUCUGCUGGAGGCAGUGGCCCUGGCCAGGAACUCCCGGGAUGGCAUUGCUGCUCUGGGCUUGCUGCAGAAGGCUGUUGAGGGUCUGCUCGAUGCCACCAGUGGGGCCGAUGCUGACCUGCUCCUGCGGUACAGAGAGUGUCACCUGCUGGUGCUAAAAUCCCUCCAGGACGGCCGGGCAUACGGAUCACAAUGGUGCAACAAACAGAUUACCAGGUGCCUGAUUGAGUGCCGUGAUGAGUACAAGUACAAUGUGGAGGCUGUGGAGCUGCUGAUCAGAAACCACCUGGUCAACAUGCAGCAGUACGACCUGCACCUGGCACAGUCUAUGGAGAACGGUCUGCACUACAUGGCAGUGGCAUUUGCCAUGCAGCUGGUAAAGCUGCUGCUGGUGGAUGAGCGCAGUGUGAGCCACAUCACAGAGGCCGACCUGUUCCACACCAUCGAGACUCUGAUGAGAACCAGCGCACACUCCAGGGCCAAUGCACCUGAGGGGCUUCCUCAGCUGAUGGAUGUGGUCCGCUCUAACUACGAGGCCAUGAUCGACCGGGCCCAUGGAGGACCCAACUUUAUGAUGCACUCUGGCAUCUCCCAAGCGUCUGAGUACGACGACCCGCCGGGCCUGAGGGAGAAGGCGGAGUACUUGCUGAGGGAAUGGGUCAACCUGUACCACUCUGCAGCCGCCGGCCGGGACAGCACCAAGGCCUUUUCUGCUUUUGUGGGCCAGAUGCACCAGCAGGGCAUUCUGAAGACAGAUGACCUGAUCACGCGUUUCUUCCGGCUGUGCACAGAGAUGUGUGUGGAGAUCAGCUACCGCGCCCAGGCCGAGCAGCAGCACAAUCCUGCGGCCAGCGCCGCCAUCAUCAGAGCCAAGUGCUACCACAACCUGGAUGCCUUUGUUCGCCUCAUCGCUCUGCUGGUCAAGCACUCUGGAGAGGCCACCAACACAGUCACCAAAAUCAACCUGCUCAACAAGGUUCUAGGUAUUGUGGUUGGAGUGCUGAUCCAGGACCAUGAUGUAAGACAGACAGAGUUUCAGCAGUUGCCUUACCACCGCAUCUUCAUCAUGUUGCUGCUUGAGCUCAAUGCCCCCGAGCAUGUGCUGGAGACCAUCAACUUCCAGACCCUCACCGCCUUCUGCAACACUUUCCACAUCCUGAGGCCUACCAAAGCCCCUGGCUUUGUCUACGCUUGGCUGGAGUUGAUCUCUCACCGGAUCUUCAUCGCCAGGAUGCUGGCACACACGCCACAGCAGAAGGGUUGGCCCAUGUAUGCCCAGCUGCUCAUUGAUCUUUUCAAAUACCUAGCGCCCUUCCUGAGGAAUGUUGAGCUCAACAAACCUAUGCAAAUCCUCUACAAGGGUACCCUGCGUGUCCUGCUUGUCUUGCUGCAUGACUUCCCAGAGUUCCUGUGUGACUACCACUACGGCUUCUGUGAUGUCAUCCCGCCCAACUGCAUCCAGCUCCGCAACCUGAUCCUGAGUGCCUUCCCACGCAAUAUGAGACUUCCAGACCCCUUCACUCCCAAUCUGAAGGUUGACAUGCUCAGCGAGAUCAACAUAGCUCCACGCAUCCUCACUAACUUCACCGGAGUGAUGCCCUCUCAGUUCAAGAAGGAUCUGGACUCGUACCUGAAGACGCGCUCCCCUGUCACCUUCCUCUCUGAGCUCCGCAGCAAUCUGCAGGUAGGGGGCGCCACUCUGGGUCCCUGGAAGUAUUUGCAGCACAACGACACAUCUUUAGACCAGGUGUCAAAUGAGCCAGGCAAUCGUUACAACAUCCAGCUGAUCAAUGCACUGGUGCUGUAUGUGGGGACCCAGGCCAUCGCACACAUCCACAACAAGGGCAGCACUCCCUCCAUGAGCACCAUCACUCACUCAGCCCACAUGGACAUCUUCCAGAACCUGGCUGUGGACCUGGACACUGAGGGUAAGACACACACACACACACACACACGAAAGCAAACUUUUUUUGUUUGUUUUUGUAUACAGUGGUAUUCUCUCAUUCCUUUGUUCCCAGGGCGCUAUCUCUUCCUGAAUGCGAUUGCUAAUCAGCUGCGCUACCCAAACAGCCACACCCAUUACUUCAGCUGCACCAUGCUCUACCUGUUUGCUGAGGCCAACACGGAGGCAAUCCAGGAGCAGAUCACCAGGGUUCUUCUGGAGAGGCUGAUUGUGAACAGGCCUCACCCCUGGGGACUGCUCAUCACGUUCAUCGAGCUCAUCAAGAACCCUGCCUUCAAGUUCUGGAGCCACGACUUUGUGCACUGUGCCCCGGAGAUCGAAAAGUUGUUCCAGUCAGUGGCUCAGUGCUGCAUGGGGCAAAAGCAGGCUCAGCAGGUGAUGGAGGGCACUGGUGCCAGUUAGUCAGCCAGCCUGCAGGAGAGAUGCUAGGGCCAAACCCUCCAUCCCUGGACCCCCUCCCCCCUCCCCUCCCCUCCAUUACUGUUAGCACUGGAUGAACUGGAAACGCUGAUUUGAAGUUUAAGGACUGCUGCUCAUGGAUCUGAGGUUUUUUUUGUGUUUUGGCCUGGAUAUGGAGAAGUUGAAUGCUGUUUAAUAUAAUUUUGAUGUAAAUAUUAAAAGGGAGAGAGCUUCAUGUCUGAAAGGUGUCCAACAAAUGAUCUAACAUGUAAAGAUGACACGUGUACAGACACACACAUUCACUCACUACCAAAGCCCUGUUUUGUCUCCCUCCUACAUUGUUCGUUUUACAUAUUUCUUGACUGAUUUAUUUGCGUUGAGGCUUAAUGGAUAGUGGAUUUAAUAAAAAGCAGCCUCAUUUGAUUUGAGUGGGAAGAAAGGCAGUGCACUAGAUUCUCCUGGGUUCACUCCUUUAUCUGCUUGGGGUGUGGUGGGGGUCAAUGGUCUUUCCAUUUUAAAGUGGGUUAGGUUCUCCCUGGCACUUGGAAAAUUUGAGAUGACUAAAGGAACCUUAAUUUGUACAAAGAUCCAAAUUGUGGACCAAUACAGCCCGUUUUGUAAGGAUUUUGAAUGUUUUGUAAAUGUAUUGGUCCAUGUGUAUUUUGUAGUCCUUUUAGUUCUUGCUACUUAUUUCCUGUAUGUAUACAUACUGUAGUUAACUCAUUAAACAAUUCAACUGCA
Messenger RNA from Oncorhynchus kisutch (coho salmon), 8445 nucleotides. Its product is annotated as CCR4-NOT transcription complex subunit 1. The coding region runs from base 334 to 7707 and encodes 2457 amino acids. Gene Ontology annotation, cellular component: CCR4-NOT core complex; P-body. NCBI's taxonomy places the organism in Eukaryota, Metazoa, Chordata, Actinopteri, Salmoniformes, Salmonidae. Gene Ontology annotation, molecular function: molecular adaptor activity. Gene Ontology annotation, biological process: negative regulation of translation; nuclear-transcribed mRNA catabolic process, deadenylation-dependent decay. The transcript is spliced from 47 exons. The record is from RefSeq and is a predicted model, not a curated record.